AUGGCGGCGCUGGCAGAGGAGCAGACAGAGGUGGUAAUCAAGCCUGACCCGGAGGGACCGCAGGCGCUCCCAGCCACGCAGCCGGGCGACUGUCCAGGCGAGGGUAGCGGGAGCAGCCACAACAGCAGUCAUAACGGAGGUGGCGGCGGCAGCGGCAGUGUCGCGGCGUCUUCAGCCAGCAGCGAUGGCGGGACCCCGAAGCCCGCCGUGGCUCCUCAGGCAGCUGCUGCUGCUGCGGCUGCGACAGCGGCCCCGGGGGGCGCGGCUGGGGCUUCGGCAGCGGCUGCCGAGGGCAUCGCCUCUCAGGACCGGCAGACCCUGCUGGCCGUGCUGCAGUUUCUACGGCGGAGCAACCUACGCGAGUCUGAGGAGAUCCUGCGGCGCGAGGCCCGGCUGCUGGAGGAAGCGGCGGGAGCUGGCGCCCUCGGGGAGGCGGACGGGCCCGGGACCGAAGCCGCCAUCGCGCUCCUGAGCCGGGUCACCGCCGCCGCCGGGCCCACCGGCCCGGGCCCUGGCUCGGGUUCCGGCCCCGGCCCCGGCGCCUGCCCCGCCACGGGGAGCUCGGGAGCCGCCUCGGCCACGGCAGCUCCGGCCAAAGUUGGAGUAGUUGCUGUAGAAGACCAGCCUGAUGUCAGUGCAGUGCUGUCUGCCUAUAAUCAACAAGGGGAUCCAGCAAUGUAUGAAGAGUACUACAGUGGAUUGAAACAUUUCAUUGAAUGUUCCCUGGACUGUCAUCGAGCAGAAUUAUCUCAGUUAUUUUAUCCUCUAUUUGUACAUAUGUACUUGGAAUUGGUCUACAAUCAGCACGAAAAUGAAGCAAAAUCAUUCUUUGAGAAGUUUCAUGGCGAUCAGGAAUGUUAUUAUCAGGAUGAUCUUCGAGUAUUAUCUAGCCUUACCAAAAAGGAGCACAUGAAAGGGAAUGAGACUAUGUUGGAUUUUCGAACAAGUAAAUUCGUUUUGCGAAUUUCCCGUGACUCUUACCAACUCUUGAAAAGACACCUCCAGGAGAAACAGAACAACCAAAUAUGGAACAUAGUCCAGGAGCACCUGUAUAUUGACAUCUUCGAUGGGAUGCCUCGGAGUAAGCAACAGAUAGAUGCUAUGGUGGGAAGUUUGGCCGGAGAGGCAAAGCGAGAGGCAAAUAAGGCAAAGGUUUUUUUUGGUUUGUUAAAAGAACCAGAAAUUGAAGUUCCUUUGGAUGAUGAAGAUGAAGAAGGGGAGAAUGAGGAAGGAAAGCCCAAAAAAAAGAAACCUAAAAAAGAUAGUAUGGGAUCUAAAAGCAAAAAACAAGAUCCUAAUGCUCCACCUCAAAACAGAAUUCCUCUUCCUGAAUUGAAAGAUUCAGAUAAAUUGGAUAAAAUAAUGAACAUGAAAGAAACUACGAAACGUGUGCGACUUGGUCCAGAUUGUUUACCUUCCAUCUGUUUCUAUACAUUCCUUAAUGCCUAUCAGGGUCUCACUGCAGUUGAUGUCACUGAUGAUUCCAGCUUGAUUGCAGGAGGUUUUGCUGAUUCCACUGUCAGAGUAUGGUCCGUAACUCCCAAAAAGCUUCGUAGUGUGAAGACAGCAACAGACCUCAGCCUCAUAGACAAAGAAUCUGAUGAUGUUUUAGAAAGAAUCAUGGAUGAAAAAACAGCAAGUGAAUUGAAGAUUCUAUAUGGUCACAGUGGGCCUGUUUAUGGGGCAAGCUUCAGUCCUGACAGAAACUACCUACUUUCUUCCUCAGAAGAUGGCACUGUUAGGCUAUGGAGCCUCCAAACAUUUACUUGUUUGGUAGGAUACAAAGGACACAACUAUCCAGUUUGGGAUACACAAUUUUCUCCAUAUGGAUACUAUUUUGUUUCAGGAGGACAUGACAGAGUAGCUCGGCUAUGGGCUACAGAUCAUUAUCAGCCUUUACGAAUAUUUGCCGGCCACCUUGCUGAUGUGAACUGUACACGCUUUCAUCCAAACUCUAACUACGUUGCUACAGGGUCAGCAGACAGAACAGUAAGGCUCUGGGAUGUCUUGAAUGGAAACUGUGUAAGGAUCUUCACUGGGCAUAAGGGACCAAUUCAUUCUUUGGCUUUUUCUCCCAAUGGGAGAUUCCUGGCUACUGGAGCAACAGAUGGCAGAGUACUUCUUUGGGAUAUUGGACAUGGCUUGAUGGUUGGAGAAUUAAAAGGCCAUACAGAUACAGUAUGUUCACUUAAGUUUAGUAGAGAUGGAGAAAUUUUAGCAUCAGGUUCAAUGGAUAACACAGUUCGUUUGUGGGAUGCCAUAAAAGCAUUUGAAGACCUAGAGACUGAUGACUUUACUACAGCCACUGGACAUAUAAACUUGCCUGAAAAUUCACAGGAUUUAUUACUGGGAACAUAUAUGACAAAGUCAACACCAGUUGUACAUCUCCAUUUUACUCGCAGAAACUUGGUUUUAGCUGCAGGAGCUUAUAGUCCACAAUAAACCAUCUGUAUUAAGACUUUUUGAAAGCCACUCUCUGAAAAAAAGAUACUUAAAAGUAAAUACCUCAAAGAUUAACAUUUAUGCCACAAAGAGUGUCUUAUCUUAAAGGAUCUGCAAGGAGGCUGCUUGGAAAUCUAAACUGGACAACAGUUCUACAGCAAUUGUACAUUUAGCAACUUUCUGUGAGUUGGAUACAAGGCAUGGGCGCUGUAGAAAGAAAAUGUUAACGGUGCUUUGGAUUAUGUGGAAACUAUGCAUUUUUUGUUCAAAUUCCAUCUUAAUUUAUUUUCUUUAAUUAUUGACUUCAACAAUUUUUACCCACUUGAACGUUCAAAGCCCUUAGUGUCCUAAAUAACACUAAGUUUAGGUUGAAGAAGCUCUACCUGGGUAUGUUCCUGAUAGAAAAAAUGAAAUUUAGCUACUGUCUGGCACUCUGUACUUACAUGAAACAGACCAGUUGCCUACUUUAAUAGCUUUCUUACUGCUCUUCAUUUGAAACAAUCAGAUAUGUUUUCUUCUCAAAGAGCUGAAACAGGUCUAACAGCCCAAUAUGCAGGGGCCUACUCUUAAUUUAAAUAAACCUCUUGGUCUAAUGAGUAAAUCUCCUGCACUAUUUACAGUGACCUGUGUAAUAAGUGCAACUGAGAAUUUCCUCAGCCAGUGAAGGAAUAGCUCCUAUUAUAAAGAAAGUUUCUUAAGUGAAGACAAUAAAGUACAUGUGGGAAAUGACUUUCUACAUAUUCCCAAGUACCCCUCCUAGUAAACAACCUUUUGUGGAGGGUGCUUAGAUAAAGACCUUCAGCUAAGCUUUGGUUUCCGUUAGCUGAUGCAAAAUAUGAUACACUUGAAGUCAAAUGCAGACAUUUCAGUUGCUUACCUCCAAUACAGAGCCUUGCUUUGGGAAACUAAAAGCAGAUUUAGACAGACAAGUCACUGCCAGUU
Molecule: messenger RNA, 3384 nt
Organism: Gracilinanus agilis (Agile Gracile Mouse Opossum)
Lineage: Eukaryota; Metazoa; Chordata; Mammalia; Didelphimorphia; Didelphidae
Gene: TAF5
Product: TATA-box binding protein associated factor 5
Exons: 12
Coding region: 1-2442 (813 amino acids)
Biological process (GO): transcription initiation at RNA polymerase II promoter
Cellular component (GO): transcription factor TFIID complex
Molecular function (GO): protein binding; RNA polymerase II general transcription initiation factor activity
Source: RefSeq, a predicted model, not a curated record